Molecule: messenger RNA, 2472 nt
Organism: Alligator mississippiensis (American alligator)
Lineage: Eukaryota; Metazoa; Chordata; Crocodylia; Alligatoridae
Product: ras-like protein family member 11A-like
Exons: 4
Coding region: 216-968 (250 amino acids)
Molecular function (GO): GTP binding; GTPase activity
Source: RefSeq, a predicted model, not a curated record
GUUGAUCAAAAAGUUUCCCUCUGCUUUGCAAAGUUGCUGUCUGAGCAGCCGUUGGAAAGAGGAGGCCAGCUGCUCGGAUAUCCUUCUGCAAAGCUACUUAAAUGAAAUGAGAGGACUUCUUUUUCCAAGAAUUGACUGCCAAAAGAAGGAAAGAAGCUAUUUUCCCUCUCUUCUCCCCCAACUCCCACUAGACUUGAUCAGCUCUUGUUUCUGGCAUGCGUCUCAUCUCUCAGAAUACUAUGUCACAGUAUUCUGCUAACUUCAUUUUGCUUCCCAUACCAGAGUAUCCUGUUUUGGACAGUGUGCCCAACAAAAUCAUCAAGCUUGUUGUACUGGGUGGCAGCAACGUUGGCAAGACAGCCCUGGUGGUGCGCUUUCUCACUAAAAGAUUUAUUGGAGACUACGAGCCCAAUACUGGAGCCUUGUAUUCAAGAAAAUUCACCAUAGACGGAGAGCAGAUCUCCUUACAGGUGCAGGAUACCCCUUUUGUCUCACUGGAGGAUGACAAUGACAACAUCUGCUGCCAGGAGCAAAUAAACCGCUCAAUCUACUGGGCAGACGGCUUCGUGUUUGUAUACUCCAUCACGGACUACAACAGCUACCGGCUCAUCCGGCCCUUGUACCAGCACAUCCGCAAGAUCCACCCCAAUGCCAACAUUCCCCUGCUUCUGAUGGCAAACAAAGGGGACCUGUUGCGAGCUAGGCAGGUGUCCUCCAAAGAAGGCCUCCAGAUGGCCAGCGAGCUGGGGGGCACUUACAGUGAGGUGUCUGCCCGGGAGAACUAUGAGGGAGUGCAGGAGGCCUUCCAGCAUCUUUGCCAGGAGCUCAGCAGGAUGAUUGGGAGCUGCAAUGGGGAGAAACGAAGAGGGCUCCACCUCAUCCGACCCAAGUCUCCAAACAUGCAGGACUUAAAGAGACGUUUGAAGCAGGCUCUCACUUCCAAAGGGAAAUCUGCCACCACCCUUUGACAGCACUGACAGUAGUUCAGUGAAGCCAACAAGAAAGCUAGUAUUUUUAUAUUUCUGGGCCAUAACUCCAUAAGUUCAUUGGGCUUUUAAAGGUCUUGAUUACAAUCCUUCAUUCCUUCAAUACUUAUAGAAUGAGCUUCAAUGGGCAAAAGCUUAGAAAUUUUGUUUAAAAAAAUACUGUAAGGUCAGAAGCUAUGUCCUUUAAAAAAAAGGACAUGAGAAGCAAGGAUUUUCUAGGAUGAUAUAUUUUAUUGGAAGAACUGUGGAGCUGGGAUACAGUUAGACAAUUUUUCAAAUGUCUUGCAUGUCUUUGCCUCUUGCAUAAUUUCUGGACCAUCGUGACUACAACAUUACUCUUACACAAUUUUUAAAAAGGGCUUUUUAAAAGUAGCCUAAAAUUAAACAAUUAAUUCCUAAUAUUAAAAGAAGAGUUUGUGGGGGGAGGGGUUGUUUUGGGAUGUAAAUAUUCCCAAACACAACCAGUGAGUUAAAGCAAAACACCAGGAGAAUGAAAUAGACUAUAUUCAGGAAGUGAAACUUACCUGACUACUUUCCUCUUCUGUGAUACCCAAGUGAAAUGGGAUUCUUCUAAAUGAUAGCAAGAAAGGAAAAAAAAAGCCAUGAAGAAGACAGAGAGGUAGGGUUGUAAAACAAUCAUAAAACUGGGCUGGGGAUUCCAGGGCAGGCAUAGUACCUGAAACUAUUCUAAUCUAUGGGUUUUUUUAACUGAAUAGAUUUUAUGUUGAUGACAUCCCUUAAAAAAAGAGAAACAAGCCCUUCCCGCAUGUCACAUUUCAUUCAUAAGAUUACUUUUACAAAUUAAAAUAAAUUACUGUGUUCAGUUUUUGUGGUUGGAAGAAUUUAUCACUAUUUUCUUGGCCCCAAAUUUGCCAAUGAUCUUUUAGAUUUUUAGGUUGGUACAGACCAUGGGGGUUUUUGCCUUCCUCUGUAGCAAAGGGCAUGGCCCUCUAUCCAGGAUCCUUUGAGCAUAUAUUGACAACAUUUCAUAGAAGCAGGACAUUGGCUGCCACAGUUCCUCUGCUUUAUUUGUGGCAGGUUAUGGCGUUAGGCCUGUGCUGUGUCAGGGUUGAUGAUAGUCUUAUGUAGAGUUUAGAUUGUGGUUUUUAUGGAAUGGUUUGGAUAAGGAUGAUACUGCCCCAGGUAGGGGCGUUGACUAAAUGAUCUCUGGAAGUCCUUUCCAGCCCCACUUCUCCAUGAUUCUAUGAUUGCUUCUGAAACACUGAAUUCCUCCAUCAAGCAUUAACAGAAACUCAAACGCAGACAAAUCUGCUCAAGAAUAUACUGUACUUAAUACUUUCAGAGGCAUCUGCAUUACCAGUCUUUCAACGCGCACUUCACUGUCAGCAUCUUACCAUCUUGUUUCUUGGAGUGGACAUCUUACAGUGUAGCUUUCAUCACAUGAUUUUUAAAAAAUAGGAUUUAGUUUUCUUAGCAUUGUUUGUAGAAAAUCCAGUUACAUGUAAAUAAAGUUAAUUCAUCCUCA